Messenger RNA from Plasmodium reichenowi, 618 nucleotides. RefSeq names its product protein kinase 7. The record is from RefSeq and is a predicted model, not a curated record. Gene Ontology annotation, molecular function: ATP binding; protein serine/threonine kinase activity. Gene Ontology annotation, cellular component: cytoplasm. The annotation marks the transcript as partial. Gene Ontology annotation, biological process: intracellular signal transduction; protein phosphorylation. NCBI's taxonomy places the organism in Eukaryota, Apicomplexa, Aconoidasida, Haemosporida, Plasmodiidae. The transcript is spliced from 2 exons.
AUGAAGGAUAUUUUAUCUAAUUAUUCAAACCUCAUAUAUCUUAACAAAUAUGUGAAAGAAAAGGAUAAAUAUAUAAAUGACUAUAGAAUUAUCAGAACGUUAAAUCAAGGCAAAUUCAACAAAAUAAUUUUGUGUGAAAAAGAUAAUAAAUUCUAUGCCUUAAAGAAAUAUGAGAAAAGCUUGUUAGAAAAAAAAAGAGAUUUUACAAAAAGUAAUAAUAACAAGAUUUCAAUAAAGUCCAAGUAUGAUGAUUUCAAAAAUGAGCUACAAAUAAUAACAGAUAUAAAAAAUGAAUACUGUUUAACUUGUGAAGGUAUCAUAACAAAUUAUGAUGAGGUAUAUAUAAUAUAUGAGUAUAUGGAAAACGAUAGUAUUUUAAAAUUCGAUGAAUACUUUUUUGUCUUAGAUAAAAAUUACACUUGUUUUAUUCCUAUACAAGUUAUUAAAUGUAUUAUAAAAAGUGUAUUAAAUUCAUUUUCUUAUAUUCACAAUGAAAAAAAUAUUUGUCAUAGAGAUGUGAAACCAUCAAAUAUAUUGAUGGAUAAAAAUGGAAGAGUAAAAUUAUCAGAUUUUGGAGAAUCAGAAUAUAUGGUAGAUAAAAAGAUAAAGGGGUCAAGG